AUGCCACGCUCACCCGUGCUCUUUCUCCUGCUCCUUCUAAUGCAGCCGCAGCCGGCACCCGGCCUCGGGCUCCGCGGCGCGGGCGGCCAGAGCCCCGAGUGCGAUCUGUGCCGGCCGGAGCGCUGUCCCGAGCCCGCGCGCUGCCCCGCGCCCAGCAUCGCGGCGCGCGACGAGUGCGGCUGCUGCGCGCGCUGCCUGGGCGCCGAGGGCGCGAGCUGCGGGGGGUGGGCCGGCGUGCGUUGCGGCCCCGGGCUGGUGUGCGCGAGCCGCGCUGCGGGGGCCGGGCCCGAGGGCACUGGGCUCUGCGUGUGCGCGCAGCGCGGCGCCGUCUGCGGCUCCGACGGCCGCUCGUACCCCAGCGUUUGCGCGCUGCGCCUGCGCGCCCGGCAGGUGUCCCGCGCGCACCCCGGCCACCUGCACAAGGUGCGGGACGGACCCUGCGAAUUUGAGCGACCUCGGUCGGGCAAGUUCCCGCCCCGACUGGGUCUCCAAGAGCCCACUGGCUGUCGGAGAGCAGGUCUCAGAACACCCCUCCACCUCGGAACCCGGGCCGCGCUAGUCCGGGGCCUAGCUGCCGAGCGCGGGAGCCCCGCGGUGCAGGCCCGGCCAAUCAGCGACUGCGAGGCGGGCGGGGUGUAG
Lipotes vexillifer (Yangtze River dolphin) is the source of this 639-nucleotide messenger RNA. Its product is annotated as insulin-like growth factor-binding protein-like 1. Gene Ontology annotation, cellular component: extracellular region. NCBI's taxonomy places the organism in Eukaryota, Metazoa, Chordata, Mammalia, Artiodactyla, Lipotidae. The transcript has 2 exons. Bases 1 to 639 code for a protein of 212 amino acids. Gene Ontology annotation, molecular function: insulin-like growth factor binding. Gene Ontology annotation, biological process: regulation of cell growth; regulation of signal transduction. The record is from RefSeq and is a predicted model, not a curated record.